This is a messenger RNA of Colletotrichum siamense, 1380 nucleotides long. RefSeq lists its product as uncharacterized. Bases 1 to 1380 code for a protein of 459 amino acids. Lineage: Eukaryota; Fungi; Ascomycota; Sordariomycetes; Glomerellales; Glomerellaceae. Gene Ontology annotation, molecular function: protein binding. The transcript has a single exon. The record is from RefSeq and is a predicted model, not a curated record.
AUGGCCAGAUUGAUUCAACUCCCCGCAGAGCUGCUGCAGAAGAUUCUCUCGAAUUUCCUAAACAUCAACCACCAUGUCGCUUACUUGGUCCUUCCCCUGUUCGAGCCGAACGCUGCCGACUUGGCGACUUUGAAAGCGGCUUCACAAACGUGUCGGGUCCUUCGCGACGCCGCUGAACCGCUCAUCUGGAGACACCUCUGCCUGACGCAGCCCCGGCGUCAGGGCCACCCGACGACGCGGCAGCUGAUCGGCCUCAUCCGGCUCUGGCACAAUCGACCCGAGCUCGCAGGCCACGUCCACACGCUCUACUUCUCCGGCGAUGACCUGCCCUUCGGCCCUCAAGUGAUCGACGAGGACGACAUCGCGUUUGUGUCGCAGGUUCUGCAGGAAUUCGGCUUCCAACUGUCGCAUCCAUGGUUUCAAGCUCCAGGGGAUGUCUCCGACCUACAGCCGUGGCACACAGCGUUCAACAACCUCAGCUUCAUCACGGCGCUGAUAGUCCUCAUGGCCCGGAAUGUCAGAGCGCUCGACCUCUUCGUCGGCGGUGACUUCUUCAAAUGCAUGCCCAGCCCAGGAGAGACGUCCGCCCGCCUGGAGCUCUUGGACCGUUUCCGGUGCCACUCGACCACCGGCGAGUCCAUGGCCCGCAUGAACCCGCUGCUCCGGCUUGCCCCCAACCUCAAGAAGCUCCAAGUCUGGCGUGCUCGCCUCGGUCAUGACGAAGACUUAGACUGGAGUGGGUUCACGUCGCUGGAGCUCACGGACGCCGACGUGAGUGAAGCGGCGAUCGCCAACGUCGUCAGGUCCUGUCGUGGGUUGCGGGAGUUCACAUUCUCGCCGGACACAGGCCACGCCCCGAACGAAACCAUGGCGGCCCUUUUGAUGCACGCUGGUACCCUUCGAAAGCUCGACAUAAACUUCGGGGCCGAGGGGCAAGAAGAUGGCCUUUGCGUUGGCUCGGUUGCAGCCUUCACCAGCCUCGAGGAACUCGGGAUCUCAGCGGCGGAGAUGGGGUGGGAUGAAGAAUGCACCCUGCACAUGUUACCAACAAGUCUGAGGUCCCUCGAAAUUCACGGCUACCCUAGAGAUGACGAAUGCCGCCAAGAGAUUGAGUGGCUGGCGGGCGCAGUUGAAGCGGGGACCUAUCCCAACCUCAAAGAGGUCUGGUUAUCGGGCUGGGAGUGCGAUACCGAUCAUCCGGGGCCGUGUUGGGGCACUUAUGUCGACGAGAAUAAUCCGUUUAGAGAGGGCGUCGACCAGCACGGUUCCGACUGGGAGUACGAUAGUGACGAAGAGGAGGACGGAUGCGAUGGCGGGAGGACGGUUACUGAGCUUCGAGCGAUUCUCCUGGAGGCUGGUGUUUCCUGCAAAAUAGUGUAG